CUCCUUCCCUUUUGCAGGAAACGAGCAGAAAGAACAACAAGAAGGUUGCUAGCCAGGCAGUGGCUUGCAAGCAAGCAAGGCAGCAAGGCAGCAGCUAUGGAGAGGCUGCAAAGCAGGGAACUGAAUCCCAUCUUUUGCUAGUUUUCAAAUUAAGCAUGUAUUAUCUCUUCAACUGGAGAUCUUCCGAUUUUGGGAGCGUCACCAAGAGAUCCAAUGGAAUCAGCCCGUAAAGAUGUGCAUUUCUCGCACUAUGUCUAAGCGGAGGCUCUUUUGUCACAAUCCUGGCCAUUUAGCUACCGUUAGACUGGAUAAUCGCAAAUAUUUAUUUGGUUAUUUUGAGUGGGAAGCCUUACUAUAGUAACAUUUAAGAAGUAUUGGUCCGGUACGGUUGGAGUCGGUAGACAUCAAGAGGCUGUUCUUCCCUCCGCAGAAGGCACAUUGCCUGUGUGUGAGCAUUGGCUAGCAAUAUGGCUACUGAAUUGACGCCUGGAGGAGCGGUGAGCCUCUCUUUCCAAAACGUCUUGGAGCAUGGAGUGAACUCUGAUAGGAACAGAGGGGAGGAAGCCCCCACAAAGACUCUGGAGGUGGAAGGAGAAAGGAUCACCCCUCGUGUCAUUCAGGUGGGGACCAUUGGGGAGUUCCUCGGCUGGGUGGCCCCGCAAGACUUGGUCCAAGGCUCCGACGAAGGCUUGGCCCAGCGCUGGGAGGCCCAGUGGCAGGAGGUCUUGAAGGCCGUCCAGCCCCUUCCUGUCGAGUGUGGACUCCAACAACAAUCGAAGCCGGUGCCGUGGGACUUGUGCGGGGUGGUCGCUGAGGGCAGCCAGUGGCCUAAUGGAGAAGUGGUGGCCCAGCUCUUGGUGGACAACGGCCUGGCGUUUCAGGGCCCGGACGGUGGAGAGCACAGGGUGGUGGCCAAGGAGGUGGUCCUGGGGGAAGACCCUCUCAAGGCGGAAGCCCAGCGUCGCCACUUCCGGAUGCUGCGCUAUCAGGAGACGGUGGGUCCCCGCGAAAUUUGUCGGAGACUCCGGGAAUGUUGCCACCGGUGGUUGAUGCCGGAGAAACGCACCAAGGAGCAAAUCCUGGAGUUGUUGAUCUUGGAGCAGUUUCUGACCAUCUUACCUCAGGAGAUGCAGAGCUGGGUCAGGAGCCAUUGUCCCCAGGCCUGUUCUCAGGCGGUGGCCCUGGCGGAAGAGUUCCUCCGAGACCAGCAACAGCAGCUCAAGGUGUUGGGUCCCUGCGAGGAGGUGGUUGUGGUCUCCCCUGAGACAGACUGGACUUCAUUGGGGUCUGCACUGAACAGACAAGUCCACAGAGAAGCUCAGCUGGACAGCCGGCAGGAGCUCACGUCAUCUGGGAACAUCAGAUGCCUGGAUGCGUAUGCCCUUUCCUCCAGCGAGAGAGCCACGAAUGGGAAUAAGGUGGAUGCAUCUCAUCACCAAGGGGUUUCUGAGCUGCCCGUUCUCUUCGGGACUUUGCCAGGACAGUCCGGUUUGCUCGAAAAUGGCCAGGAGCUUGAGCCAAUGGAGGAUGGAUUGGAGCCAAUGGAGGGCUGGGAAGAGGCCACCCUCUGCAGUGAAGGCGUGUACGAGACAGUAGUGCGGCUGGAGGAGCACGGGCACUGGUGCCUCGAAUGUGGAGAAAGCUUUCUGGACGCCUUCCAACUGGCGAGGCACCAAAAGGCGCAGCACUCUGGGCGCAAGCGUCCCGAAUGCCCGGAGUGUGGGAAGAGCUUUCGGGACCUUUCCCACGUCCUUCGGCACCAGACAGUUCACACGGGGGAAAAGCCGUACGCCUGUUCCGAGUGCGGACAGAGCUUCACUCAGAAGCCGGCUCUCAAUCGGCACCUGAGAAAGCAUUCGGAAGACAAGGAUUUCCCAGGUUUUGAAGUCACCAUCCGGCCUCCGAGGAACCACACGGGAGGCCGCAAACGGCCCGAAUGCCUGGAGUGCGGGAAGAGCUUCCGGGACGUUUCCCAGGUCCUUCGGCACCAGACGGUUCAUACGGGGGAGCGGCCUUACAGCUGCCUGGAGUGCGGGCAGAGCUUCACCCAGAAACCCGCUCUUAACCGGCACAUGAGGAAACAUCUGGACGUUGGACAAUACGCAGGCAACGAGGAAGUCGGUGUGAGCCCCGAAAACAGCUACACGGUACCGGCAGCAUCACAAGAGGAUCCGGUUCAUGUUUUUAGCAACGGAGGCUCCUUGGAUACUUGGCCAACGGGGAGCGAUGAUCCCAAACCCAUGGCUGGAGUGUUGAAGAACACGAGAAAGAACCUCACCCGCAGAGGGCAGAAGAAACACUGGUGCUUCAUCUGUGGGAAAGGAUUCAGGGACAAAGCCGACUUGGUGAGGCACGAGAGGAUCCACACUGGAGAGAAGCCUUAUGCGUGCCUGGUUUGUGGGAGGCGGUUCAACCACACGUCGAGUUUGUACAAGCAUCAGGACACCCACCGGACACCGACUGGUCUGCAGAAAGAGGACUUCAGCUGCAGAGAAAACAGUAUUUCCAAUGUACAAGUGGCUGAAGAAGGCGGCAACGUUGAGUUGGAAAUGGAGGCGGAGGACCACGAGGAGAAGCCACACACAGAGCCAAGUCUCCCUCCGAUGGGAAAUUUGGAAAAGGAUGAAAAGGACCAGUAUUUACUUUUGAGGGAGUGAAAAACAUAUUUCUUUCACUUAUAGGGUUGCCACAUGAAGCCUGGAG
Molecule: messenger RNA, 2703 nt
Organism: Anolis sagrei ordinatus
Lineage: Eukaryota; Metazoa; Chordata; Lepidosauria; Squamata; Anolidae
Product: zinc finger and SCAN domain-containing protein 31-like
Biological process (GO): regulation of transcription by RNA polymerase II
Molecular function (GO): DNA-binding transcription factor activity; RNA polymerase II cis-regulatory region sequence-specific DNA binding
Source: RefSeq, a predicted model, not a curated record